AUGGAAAGAAAUUGGCGGACUAGCAUGCACAAGGCUGUACGAGCCCCGACAGAAGCCGGUGGUACCGAAAAACGCGUAGCGCAGGAGUCCGUGCGGUGCCCUUUGGAUACACCGGUGAAUACGUUCUAUCUCGUUUCCAAGGUAAGAAGCUGCCAGGUUUCGAUGGCCGAAUGA
Haemonchus placei is the source of this 174-nucleotide messenger RNA. NCBI's taxonomy places the organism in Eukaryota, Metazoa, Nematoda, Chromadorea, Rhabditida, Trichostrongylidae. The record is from the annotation of a GenBank genome assembly.